This is a messenger RNA of Knipowitschia caucasica, 1821 nucleotides long. Lineage: Eukaryota; Metazoa; Chordata; Actinopteri; Gobiiformes; Gobiidae. The record is from the annotation of a GenBank genome assembly.
AUGGCGGCACCGGUCAACCCGAUGGACGAGUCGAGGGUGUACCAGCAAACGCUACUACAAGACGGUCUUUAUGAUCUACUGGAGAAUGACAAACUUGUGGAUUGUAAGCUGAAAAUCAAGGAUAAGGAGUUCCCCUGUCACCGGCUCGUCUUGUGCGCCUGCAGCUCUUACUUCCGUGCCAUAUUCCUGUCUGACCUGGACGAAAGCAAGAAGAAGGAAGUCGUGUUAGAAGAUGUGGAACCAGGCGUCAUGGGGUUGAUCCUCAAAUAUCUCUACACGUCUCAAAUCAACGUCACAGAGCAAAACGUGCAGGACAUUUUUGCAGUGGCCAACAUGUACCAGAUCCCGUCCAUUUUUACAGUUUGUGUGUCUUUCCUCCAAAAGCGAUUGAGUCUCAGUAACUGCCUGGCGAUUUUCAGGUUGGGGUUGAUGCUGGACUGUCCCAGGCUCGCCGUGUCCGCUCGAAACUACGCCACGGAGCGAUUUCAACUCAUCUCCAGGGAUGAAGAGUUUUUCCAGUUGCUCCCGAGUGAAGCUGCUGCCAUUUUAUCCAGCGACAACCUCAACGUGGAGACAGAGGAGGUGGUUUUUGAGGCGCUGAUGACGUGGGUGUCGAAAGAUCUCGAAAACAGGGUGAAAGAACUGCCCGGUUUGAUAGAUUGCGUACGUUUGCGACUUGUGACAGAGGAUUACCUGCGGGAUAAAGUGGAAACACACACUCUAUUUAAAUCUAAUCCAGAAUUAAAGCAAAAGCUACAGAUGGUUUGGGACGCACGGGCUGGGAAGAUGCCAGAGGUCAGCAAAAAGCAGAGUAAAGAGGCAGAAGGGGAGGAGGAGGAGGAGGAAGACGGGCUUCUACCUGGCAUCCUCAAUGACAACAUGAGGUUUGGGAUGUUCGGGCGGGACUUGAUACUGAUGAUCAACGAUGCUGGGGCCGUGGCGUACGACCCGACGGGGAACGACUGCUUCCUGGCGUCUCUCUCCACGCAGAUCCCCAAGAACCACGUCAGUCUGGUCACCAAAGAGAACCAGGUCUUUGUGGCCGGAGGACUGUUCUUCGACGAGCAGAGUGACGACAAUCAGAUGUGUUCGUAUUUCCUGCAGUAUGACCCUAUGACGGCGGACUGGCUCGGCAUGCCUCCGCUGCCCUCGCCACGUUUCCUGUUUGGUUUUGGCGAGGCUGAGAAUUCCAUCUUUGUUUUGGGAGGGAAGGAGCUGAAGGAUCAGGAGCAAACACUGGACUCUGUUCUUAUAUAUGACAGACAGUCGUUUAAAUGGGGAGAAUGUGAGCCUAUUCCGUAUAUAGUAUAUGGACAUGCAACAGUGUCACACAACGAUAUGGUCUAUGUCAUUGGGGGAAAGGGAGACAACAAGAAGUGUCUGAAGAAGAUGUGUGUGUACGAUGCCAAAAGGUUCGAAUGGAGAGAACUGGCCCCAAUGAAGACAAGUCGAUCAUUAUUUGGUGCCGCGGUUCAUAAAGACCAGAUUUUUGUGGCAACAGGAGUCACGGACGAUGGACUGACCGACUCUGUGGAGGUGUACGACAUCGCCACAAACAAGUGGUCAGACUGUGAGCCCUUUCUUCAGGAGCGCAGUUCACUAAACCUUCUGUCUUUGGCUGGAACACUGUAUGCAGUCGGUGGGUUUGCCAUGAUGCCUCUGCAAGACAGCGACGACAUGGUGCCCAAAGAAAUGAACGACAUUUGGAGGUACAAUGAAUCAGAUCAACAGUGGACCGGUGUCCUGAGAGAAAUUAAAUAUGCCACUGGGUCAACUGUUCUUGGAGUUCGACUCAACACACUGCGUCUCACAAAGAUGUAA